Molecule: messenger RNA, 839 nt
Organism: Olea europaea var. sylvestris
Lineage: Eukaryota; Viridiplantae; Streptophyta; Magnoliopsida; Lamiales; Oleaceae
Product: protein BUD31 homolog 2
Exons: 4
Coding region: 165-602 (145 amino acids)
Biological process (GO): mRNA splicing, via spliceosome
Cellular component (GO): nucleus; spliceosomal complex
Source: RefSeq, a predicted model, not a curated record
UAACUGUUCUUGCUCUUGUCAUCAAAAUAAGGUUAAAGAAUUCUCUUUUAACAUUCUCAAUUCGAACCUUCGACAUCUCUUGCUCCUCUGCAUCUCAUCUCCAUCUCCUCCUCCACCGCCACUCCAUCUGCCUAGGCCGAAUAUCUGCACUCUUUGAGGGAGUCAUGCCUAAGGUGAAGACUAACCGAGUAAAAUACCCUGAGGGUUGGGAGUUGAUUGAACCUACUCUACGUGAACUACAAGCACAGAUGAGAGAAGCUGAGAAUGAUCCACAUGAUGGUAAAAGAAAAUGUGAGGCCUUGUGGCCUAUUUUUAAAAUAGCCCAUCAGAAAAGUCGCUACAUUUUUGACCUUUAUCACAGGAGGAAGGAGAUUUCCAAGGAAUUGUAUGAAUUCUGCUUGGAUCAGGGUUAUGCAGAUCGUAACUUAAUUGCAAAGUGGAAAAAGCCUGGCUAUGAAAGGCUCUGCUGCUUAAGGUGCAUGCAACCUCGUGAUCAUAACUUCCAAACCACGUGUGUUUGCCGAGUCCCAAAGCAUUUACGGGAGGAGAAGGUUAUAGAAUGCAUGCACUGCGGAUGUGGGGGCUGUGCAAGUGGAGAUUGAGGAGUUUGCAGUGACGGGCCAAGUCAAAAUACAUGUGUCGUUGGGGAUAAAUGCAAAUCGAUGUAAAAGAGGUUUAUAGAUAUCCUCUUUAGGGUUGAAAUCUUGCCUCUAGUCUGUAGUAUGGUGUUUGUGAGUCUCUUGUUUGGGAGGGCUAAUGGGGUAAAAACAUUCUGGCUCUUUACCUGAUUAAGAAUUAUCAGUUUUUAUAUGAUUACAACUAUGAAUGCUUUUGAAUUA